GCUACAUACAUUGACAACAACAAAUUAAAUGUAUACAAUUUUCCGUAGUUUGUUUGUAUUCAGAAACCAAUAAAAUUCAAAAUUGCAGUCUUUGAUUUUAAUAUUGAUUUUCCCCUUGAAACGUUGAAUAAUAACAAUAACAACGACAACAGAAACAUUCACCGCUGCCGAAGUCGCCGCUGAGCAGCCGGCUGAGCAUCGGAUGUCAGCUGAGACGGAAAUAUCGUGGGUGCCGUGGAGUCGAGCCAAGAGAGAGAGCCAAGCGCGGAGUGAGCGGAGCAGAGCGGGUGGCGAGUUGUAGCCGUCGUAAACAAAACGAUACAGUUUUUGCCUAUAAGAAUUUUGCGCAGUUUGUCGUAGUGUCAGGCAAAAGAGGAAGGCAAACACACACAAAUCUCUCUAGCUGCUGCUGCUGCCCCUGAAUGCAGUGGCAACCAAAUUCAUCCCGAAUUUAAAUCAGAAAAAAAACAUAUUCAAGAGCAUCAGGAGACAAUGGUUUUCAUAAGGCUGCUAAAAAGCAAACUCUCCCAAUUCAUGAUGAAAACGAAUCGAUUGGUUGUGAUUCGUCACGGUGAGAGUGAAUUUAAUUUGGAGAACAAAUUCUGUGGCUGGCACGAUGUUUCCCUCAGUCCAAACGGGGCCAGUGAGGCAUGUGAUAUAGCGGCCGAUGCCUUGAUCAAGGCUAAAAUGCAAUUCGAUGUUUGCUAUACAUCGGUAUUGAGACGUUCUCGAGAUACUGCUGAUAUUAUAUUGGCCAAAAUGAAUUCAUCGUAUGUGCCCAUUAAGGCCGAUUGGCGAUUGUGCGAACGACAUUAUGGCAAUCUAACGGGCUAUAAUAAACGUUUCAUAGCCGAUCGUUAUGGGGAGGAGCAAGUGCAAUAUUGGCGACGCGGCUACGAUGGAUUACCGCCACCAAUUCAGCCGGAUAAUCGCUAUUACUAUGCCAUUUGCAACAAUCCCGUCUUUAGCGAUGUACCUGCCGGGCAAUUUCCAUUAACCGAAUCCCUGCACAUGUGUGUGGAGCGUGUCAAACCAGCCUGGGAUGAUAUCCUCGAUGAGGUGCUAAAGGGUAAUCGUGUGAUGAUCUGCAUCCAUGGCACAGUGGCUCGUGCCCUUAUUAAGCACAUUGAAGGACUAUCCGAUGAGGACAUCCAGCAUGUUAAUAUACCGAAUAGCGUGCCUCGUGUGUAUGAGUAUGAUCUUAAGACUGGCAAAUUAAUAGGAGGAGGCAUAUACCUUGGAGAUCCCGAGUAUAUCAAGAAAAUGACUGCUCAGGUGGCAUCUAUUGGCAAAUAACUUUACCAAAUAUUUGGACAAUUAGAUUUUUCUAUAAAUUUACACACUAUACCUAUACAUAUAAUACAUUUAAGUU
Drosophila willistoni is the source of this 1372-nucleotide messenger RNA. RefSeq names its product phosphoglycerate mutase 2. The transcript is spliced from 4 exons. Gene Ontology annotation, biological process: glycolytic process. The coding region runs from base 493 to 1296 and encodes 267 amino acids. NCBI's taxonomy places the organism in Eukaryota, Metazoa, Arthropoda, Insecta, Diptera, Drosophilidae. Gene Ontology annotation, molecular function: intramolecular phosphotransferase activity. The record is from RefSeq and is a predicted model, not a curated record.